AUUCACUUCGGGCUACAUUCUAUCUCCUUUAAUGGCGGCAACCUUAUUUUCCAAACAAUAGCGUCGCUUACCGGUAAACGUUAAUUUUAAUUAAGCGUUUCAUUAUCUCAGCAUCAAUCUCACUAAAAGAUGCCGAGAACUACCAGACGAAGUGCUGCUUCCAAAGAGGAGCCUAGCCCUGAACCAGUGGAGGCUCCAAAAACACCUAGCAGGCCAAAGCGGGGUGCAAAAAAGGAAGAGCCAGCCCAAGAGGAAGUACCAAGUGGAGAGCCUUUAGAGACACCUACAAAGCGAGGAAGACAAGCAGCUAAAGCUGCCACACCUAAAGAACCAGAGGUAAAAGAAGAGCCAGCUAAGAGAGGUAAAUCUGCUACUGGUGGCAGGUCCACGUCUCGUGGCAGAAAAGGUAGAAAGCAGGAAGAAUCAGAGGAAGAACAGGAACCAGAAGAAAAGGCAGAGGAGGAAAAAGUAGAAGAAGAAGAGGAAGAGAAAACACCACGAGGAGGGGCCAGGAGUAAAGGAAAAGGUCGGUCCGCGUCCUCCGGUGGACGAGGAAAAGGGAAGGCAGUAGAGGAAGAAAAGGAAGAAGAAGAGGAUGUUAAGGCUGUGGAAACUCCAAAAGUCAAGGCAGCUGCUGUCACUCCUUCUCCAAAGGGGGGGAGGAAGCCUCGAGGUAAGGCUUCGGCUGAAGACAUAACUGAAGAAGAAAAGAAAGAAGAUGCUGAAGAGAAAAUGGAAGAUGAGAAAGAAGGAGGAGGAAGUAAUGGGGCAGAGACUAAAGGCAGACAAAAGCGGACUCCCAUCAAAGCAGCAGAGACAGCAGCCACGCCCCCAAGUGGAGGUCGGAAGGGGAGGGGUCAGAAGACAGCUGAGCCAGCUGCCAAGGCAUCUCCUACACCACCAAGGUCAUCUCGUCGUGGGGCUUCAGCUACUGCCACCCCAGAGGCAGAGAAUGCAACAAAGGAAGAGGCAAUGGAAACUGCUGGUGAAGAGGCUAAAAUGGAGACUGAAACUGCCAGUACAGAGAAAACUGAGGACUCAGUCAGCCCAGGCAAGAAGCGUAAAUUGGGAGAAGAAGAAGAUGACAGAAGUGUGAAGAGGUUACGAGUCUCAGACACAGAGGAUCCUCUUGACCAAAGUGAGGAGGCUAGUGAUUUCGUGGUUGUUAACAAAGAGGAUGUCCCAGCGCCUGAUAGCAAAGAGGUUACUGAAUCCCUGCCCCCUGCUGUACCUGAACCAGUGAAACCAGCUGAAGACAAACCUGCAGACCCUGUUGUUCCUACAUCUGUUGAAUCAUCUGACAGCACUUUUGUAGUUCCGCUUACGGAGGUGGAACUGACGAAGCAAUACACUAAAGAGCAUAAACAACAGGAAGCAGAUGAGACCUCCUCUAUUUUAGUAGAGGUGGGUAGCGAGGCCGCCUCGGACAUCACAGGCUUUUCAUCCAGGACCUUAGACGUCAGUGAUGCUUUAUCCAUGGAUUCCGGAUCCGGAGAGCAGUCCGAGGUGCCCAUGGAUACGUCACUAGUCACACCACAGGAGCCAGAGGAUGUCGCAGCCCCCAUUGAAGACAUACCAGAUGCUAAAGUCACUGCUCAGCCCAGUGUUACUGUUGAAGCUUCGCUAAAUAACAAUGCACGGAACGAUGGCUUGAUAAACGUAACACAAGAUGCAGUGAAUGCAAAUUAUGUACCAAGCUCAACAAGCAUUCUCAAGCGCAAGUUUAUCCUAAACAAAAAUUUUCCUGCCGAUAUGAUGGACCCUGCAUAUUGUUUUAGUGUAGUGAGCUACAAUGUCCUGGCAGAAUGUCAUAUGGCCAGGGGAGACUACUCAUACACACCAAAAGAAAUGAAAAAUAACGAUUUUAGAACUGAAACACUGCUCAAGGAACUUGAAUAUUUGGAUGGGGACAUAGUAUGUUUGCAAGAAGUCAGUCCCUCCCUUUACAAAAAUGUUUUAGUUCCUGCUAUGGCAAAGAAUGGUUAUGCAGGUGAUUUUAUUAAAAGGACAAAAGAUUAUUGGGAAGAAGGGGAAGCAACUUUUGUGAAGACAUCUAAAUUUACAGUUCUUUCUUCUAAUGGAUACUCUUUAACAGACUUGGCCUUUAAGGAAGUGGAAAAGAGCGCAUUGAAUCCUGAAGUCAGUGAGGAGGCCAAAAAGUAUUUGGAUAGGGCAGAUGUAAUUCUAUUGACAUCAUUACUGUGUUUGAAAACCAAGAAGACGCUCACAGUCUGCAACAUCCAUGUGGUUUAUGAUGAUCAGGCACCAGAUGUCAAAUGUAUUCAGAUUUGCUCUGCUAUUAACCUGAUGGUGGCCCUGGCAGUGAGGAAGCUGGUAUCUAAAUCAGGGAGCGACAUGAACCCCCACAUCAUCUGCGGAGACUUCAACUCAGAUCAUAACUCCCCAGGCUACCACUUAGCAAAGGAAGGCUAUCUCUCAGACAACUUCAUCCAAAGCCUACAGAAUAUUAAGUCUCUUGCCACCAAGGAAGGGGAAGAAAAGUCAUCUUUAAUCAACUCCAUGUGGGGAGCUUUCCAGCAUACUUCCAGCCACUUGACCAGUGCCUAUAGAACUGUACAGGGUAAGGAACCUAGUAUCACAACUUACACCAAGAACAUGUAUGCAGGUGUGGAUUACAUAUUCCACUCCUCAUUAUCCCUGGAUGUUGUUGGGGUGCUGGAAGUGCUAGACGAGGUGUUUAUUACCAAGUUAGGUGGACUGCCUAACACCAAGAUCCCCUCCGAUCACCUCUCACUCAAGGCUGUCUUCAGAAUGAAAAGGAGAGAAAACCAUCUAGCAGAGUGAGGUGACUGCACCUAGUAUUACACGUUUUUAAUUUUAUCCCUUUUCACCUUUGGACCAGGAGCAUUCAAUGUCAACAUUAAUUCAGCAUCUGCGUUAGUUGUGAGUGAAAAAAUUGACAGUUUGUUCUUUUUAUUUCAUCAUGUUCUGAGGUUCAUGAGGGGGGUGAUAUUAAGCAUUUAAAGUGAGUUUUACAAACGUAUGUGGUUCAUUUCUAUCUGGUCAUUAAACAGUUUAAAUAAAAAUCUUAAGUUAUUAAACCGAAAUGUAGGUUCCCGUGUCUUUAUGUGUGUCUCUGAUGGAUCAGGGUUAGGGUUUCUGCUAGAGUUAGGAAAAUGGUAGUGUAGACAGCAAUACAAUAGCAAAUAUAUGCCCUACUGGUGUUCUUACAAGUACUGAAUUCUAAAUUUUUUUUCUUGGAUAUUUAGUACACGUGGCAGCUAAAAAGGUCCAAAAUGUACUUGUCUCUUGUUGACGACAGUUGUUUUGUUUGAAAGGUACAUUUUUUAGCUUCUGGUCUAGGCUUCAUUCAUUUCCACAUGACGACUUCUUUACAACUAUAUGUUUUAACCUGUUUCAGAAACUAAUAGCAGCUUCUAUUCAGUAGUUUAUAAUGCUAGACAUUCAUCUAUCAUCGUGAAGCAUGUACUUUUCAUUAACUUGAUCUGAGUGUUAUAAUCGUUGUCAUAUUUUUACAUUUUUUUUUUAAACGGUUAUCAUGAAUGACAUUAGAAGUGAUGUCACGUGUCAUUGUCAGACUUGAAUGAAACUGUUGUGGUAAAUCGUGUAAGAAAAAAAUAAAUGUACCUGUAUUAGAAAGAAAGAAAACAGUUCAGCUCUGUUUAUAAAAAAAAAAGUUUAGAUCUGUUAGAAAAAAAAUAGUUCUGCUGUGCUAAAACAAAGAUACCUAACAUAUGAAAUCAAAAUCUGACUUGGUUAUUAAAAAACAAAAUAUAAUUUUUUUAGCUUGUGUUUAAUUUUAAACCAAAACAUGUCAUGAAUGUAAUUAUUUAGUCAGAAACACAUCACUGAUAAUUGUCACUAAAUUAUAUGUAUAAUUUCAUCCUGAAUAUUCCUAGUGGUUUAGUUUGAGAAAUAAUGUAGGUUGUUCUCAAGACAAAAUAUUUUUAAAUGUUAUUUAAAAACAAAAUGUUAACAUCAAUUUCAUUGGCAUCUGCGCAAUCUGCACAUGAAAAUACAUUGCUCACCUUUCUAUUUCAAUUGUAAAUAGUUUUUUCUUCUAAUGUUUUCAACAAUAAAAAAAAUGAAAUGCAAACUAUUGUCAUCAUCAUUAUCCAGAUAAAAAAAAUUGUUUGGUGUUUGGGAAUACAUUUUAAAAUGUAUCUUGCUCGAGAUCUUGUCCUUAAAGAAACUGCAGUUGAAUGAUGUAAUGUAAACAGAACCAAAUUUUUAAAGCAUUAAUUUUGUAUAAACCAAACAAACUUUUCACAAAUUAAGCCUAUGUAACUCUCCCUAAUAUGAUUUGUUGCUCUCAAAGUUGUUCUGCUUCUCUCUUUCAACCAUAGCAAUAAAAAAAAAUUAUGUACUUUAUAUUCAUGGUAAUCAGAAGAAAAACUACUUCUGUUACUCUAUAUAUUUAAAAAAAUCUGUUUCCUCAAAAAUUGUGGUCAGUUGUUUUUUUUUUUUAACUUAAUUUUUUUAAAAAUUUUUACAGGGUGAACAGAAAAUAAAAUAAUUUAAUUACCCAUUUAAAUCUGUCAGUGGUGUAGGCAGGGAUUGUUAGCUCUAACUACACUUUCCCAGACAGUGAAUCUCUAAUACAAAAGUGUCUCACAUUAAUUAACAGCUUUUUAUGUUUACAGUUUCUAAACAGUGAAUAUCAUUGAAACAUUAAAAAUCAUUGAAAUCAAAUCACUAUGAACAUAUGUAGGCCUAUUUAUCUAUGUAUGUAUGUAUAUAAAUAUAUAUAUAUAUAUAUAGAUAGAUAUAUAGAUAGAUAGAUAGAUAGAUAGAUAGAUAGAUAGAUAGAUAGAUAGAUAGAUAGAUAGAUAGAUAGAUAGAUAGAUAGAUAGAUAGAUAGAUAGAUAGAUAGAUAGAUAGAUAGAUAGAUAGAUAUAGAUAUACAUAUAUAUAUAUAUAUAUAUAUAUAUAUAUACACACACACACACAUACAUACAUACAUAUGUAUAUAUAUACUUAAAUAUUUUUUGAAUAUAACCCUCUCCCUUGACAAAUUCCUGCCUACACUAUUUAAAUAGAUAAAUGUCAGUAUCAUUGAAAUGACAGACUAUUUUGUAGUUGUAGACUGACUCGGGAUAAGUUAAGAAAGCCUUUUUUUUUUUCUCUAUCACUACCUGGAAUUAUUUUUUUAAAAAUGUGUCACUCUAUUAGGACUUUGUUACCUUGUCUUUUUUUAUGUCAUCACACCAUUCUGUCUGCCCCAUCUUUAUAUCCGCAGCACAUCAUCUUGUAUGUUCAUCACAUAUAAUACCAGCCUAUGUGUAUCCCAUAAGUUAUGUUUUCUUAAUAUGGAUUGUUUGAUUACACGUGAGCAUGCCAUCAUCACAUUGGCAAAAAAUUUGUUACAGUUUUAAAUUUAGUCAAUGAAAUCUGUUGUUUUUUUUUUUUAUCACAGUAUGUCAUGUUUAGGAAGACUGGUUUUUUUUUUUUACAAAUUUUCUGACAGCACAGAAAUCAAAGGUCUAAAAAAGUUAUGGACUAGUUAUUUUUCUUAUAAUGCAUUAUUUGGCUUCUUAUAUACUGGUUGUUUUUUUUUUCCUCCAUACAUUAUGUCAUGAAAUGUUGAAAUGCAUCCAAAAUAUGAAAUGAUUUCUAAAAUAAAGUUCUGAAUUCAACA
Molecule: messenger RNA, 5620 nt
Organism: Physella acuta
Lineage: Eukaryota; Metazoa; Mollusca; Gastropoda; Physidae
Product: nucleolar protein dao-5
Molecular function (GO): 3'-5'-RNA exonuclease activity
Source: RefSeq, a predicted model, not a curated record